Molecule: messenger RNA, 642 nt
Organism: Lactuca saligna
Lineage: Eukaryota; Viridiplantae; Streptophyta; Magnoliopsida; Asterales; Asteraceae
Source: the annotation of a GenBank genome assembly
AUGAAGCGGAAACCUAAUGACGGUGCUUCCUCCUUUGUUGGAGUCUCUGUUGGUUCCUCCUUUGUUGGAGUCUCCGUUGGUAGCCCUUGUAGGUGUCACCGUGUUCCAAGGUUUUCUGUUCUUCCCCAAUACUUUGACUGUGGGGACUGUAAUUUUUCUGCUUCUCUCUCCCUGUUCCACCUGCUUCCCACCGCCUAUUGGUCGAUCUCUUUACCAACAACACAACUCCUAAUUGUUAUUCAAUUUCUUCCUUAUCAGGUGUUUAGGCAUGGUCAUGUUGUGGUGCUUAAAUUAUGGUUUUACGAUGUGUUGGACAUUUUUGCCCCUCUUUUGCUUUUUCGUUUCUUCCUUGGUGUUGCAGACAGUUCGCUUGACUCCGGUGUGCUUGAAAGCAUUUAUAUAGUGUUUGUUCCUCAUCGCCAUAGUCUUGCUGCUGGUUUUUGUUGCUUCCUUUAUUUUGGACCAUUUUGCCCUUACUUGCUUCUAUUGUUUCUUACAGCCGGUUGCCCUUGGAACCUUGACUUUGCACCAAACAAGGAUAAUGACUCUUCUUCCUCAUCCAGUUCAGAUGAUCCUAUAAAGAAGAAAGGAAGUAAAAAUGGGAAGUUGAAAGUAGCCAUCUUCACCGAUGCAGGCUUAUAA